UCUCUGGGAGUUAUAAUGAGUUAUCAUCAGGGGACUGAGGGUGGAGCCAUCCCUAAAGAAAGACUGAACGAUGGGUCACCAAACAAGGAUCUUGAUGAGACCAUGGACCCUGAUAUGAAGAGCAGGGCCCAACCAGAGAUGGCAGAGUCUGUUUCAUCUGGUUAUUUAUCAAUGAAGAGUGACCAAUCCAUGAAUCACCCUUUUCAUUUCAAAGGGACAGGAGAGGUGGUCUGUGAUAUCUGCUCUGAGGUCCAAGCUGUGAAGUUCUGUCUGACCUGCAGUGUGUCCUACUGUGAGACCCACAUCAGACAGCACUAUACAAUAGCAGCACUGCAGAGACACACACUGGUGGAUGUGAAUGGAGACCUGGUGCAGAAACUCUGCCAACAUGUCUACAGUCCUCUGGACGUGUUCUGCAGGACAGACCAGAUGCUGAUCUGCAGUCAGUGUGCAGAGACAAACCACAAAGGACAUGAUACCACUCUCCUUAAAAUAAAGAAAUCUGGAAGACAGCCUAAGAGUUUUGAUGGAGACCAACACACAACGUUGACCUCAGAUGAUGUGCUGCCCCCUCCUGGUGACUUCCAGGUCCUGUUGCUGACAUUAGAUUCUGUGUCUCUGAGCUGGAGUUCUCCUCAGGGGCUGACAGGACCACAGACAUUCAGAGUGACCUGGGGGUGUGACGGUGAAACAAGCUCAACAAGAGUGAAAGAUGUGUAUCAUCUUAAAAUAAGCAGUCUCAAACCUGGUGAAAAGUACCAGUUCAGUGUGGCCACAGAGGGAGAAGAUGGCAGACAAAGCAGAUGGGUCUCAGCAUCUUUAUUCACAGUGGUCCCACCCAGAGACUUAAAGGUAGAACAUUUGAAAGAUACCUCCUUCACUCUCCACUGGUCCAAGGCUGAAGGGAUGGAGAAAGUCCCACAGCGCUUCCUCAUAACCUUCUACAACCCAGGAACAGAGCUCCAUGCAGAGAAUACUAAAGACUGCCACAACACAUUCUCAAGCCUGCAACCUGGUACUGAGUACACUGUCAGCAUCUCUACUGUGCUGAACAAUGGGGAAGAGAGUGAACCUGUCUUUACAACCAUCUGCACUAUACUUCCUGCUCCAGACCAGCUGACUGUUGACUCAGUGGACACCACAUCAGCUGCUGUUAGCUGGAACCAGCCACCAGGAUUGGACCAAACCCAACAUCAUUACCAGAUCUCCUACCGCUGUCCAGGGACAGAACCACACAUCACUACCACGUCUUCACACAGCAUCACUCUCUCUGACCUGCAAGGUGGUACUCAGUACUCUGUCACUGUCUGCACUGUGCUGGAAAAUGGAAAGCAAAGUCAACUGGUGUCAACAACCUUCACCACAAGUAAGGAAUUACCCUACUAUAACCGGUGUCAAGUAUUAAAAGUGUAG
This is a messenger RNA of Salvelinus namaycush (lake trout), 1413 nucleotides long. RefSeq names its product fibronectin-like. The coding region runs from base 16 to 1413 and encodes 465 amino acids. The record is from RefSeq and is a predicted model, not a curated record. Gene Ontology annotation, molecular function: zinc ion binding; protein binding. The transcript has 7 exons. NCBI's taxonomy places the organism in Eukaryota, Metazoa, Chordata, Actinopteri, Salmoniformes, Salmonidae.